Drosophila guanche is the source of this 692-nucleotide messenger RNA. RefSeq names its product protein-lysine N-methyltransferase CG9154. The transcript has 4 exons. The coding region runs from base 8 to 679 and encodes 223 amino acids. Lineage: Eukaryota; Metazoa; Arthropoda; Insecta; Diptera; Drosophilidae. Gene Ontology annotation, biological process: methylation. The record is from RefSeq and is a predicted model, not a curated record. Gene Ontology annotation, molecular function: nucleic acid binding; protein-lysine N-methyltransferase activity.
AGACGUCAUGGAUGACGACGACCUAGCACUACCCGCCGAUACACUAGCCAUCCUCAACGAAUUCCUGGCAGAGCGUUCUAAGCGUGAAGCCGAGGAAGAGGAUCGAAUUGUGAAUCAGGACGGCAAGGAGGCAACAUUCGAAGAGAAUUGGCAAUUAAGUCAAUUUUGGUACAGCAAAAAGACCAAACUCGCGGUCCGCGACAUUGUGGGAAAGCUUUUGAAGGAACAAACAGGUGACCAAGAGGCAUGCAACUACCGCAUAGCUUUGCUGUCUUGUCCAUCUCUUUACAAGGAUAUUAAAGAUAUAUAUGAGCAUGUCAGCAUCUUCGAGUACGAUGAACGUUUUGCCGCUUAUGGGAAUGAUUUUGUCCACUAUGACAUCAAUUGCAUAGACGGCAAUCCAGACUAUCUGAUAAAUCACCACAAGAGAUACGAUUUAAUCAUAGCGGAUCCGCCGUUCUUGUCACAGGAGUGCAUUGGAAAAAUAUCAGAGAUUAUCCUCAAGUUGCAGCGCAGUGCGAGCAAAUCCAAGCUGAUCUUUUGCUCUGGAGAAGUCGUAGAGCCCUGGCUAACUGCCAGUUUGCCUGUGCACAAGUGCAAUUUCCGACCCGAACAUGAGCGAAAUUUGGGCAACGAAUUUGUUAGUUAUGCCAACUUCAAUUUGGACAAUUAUAUUUAAAGAUGAACCGAAA